Molecule: messenger RNA, 2687 nt
Organism: Etheostoma spectabile (orangethroat darter)
Lineage: Eukaryota; Metazoa; Chordata; Actinopteri; Perciformes; Percidae
Gene: eogt
Product: EGF domain-specific O-linked N-acetylglucosamine (GlcNAc) transferase
Exons: 16
Coding region: 133-1710 (525 amino acids)
Cellular component (GO): endoplasmic reticulum lumen
Molecular function (GO): protein O-acetylglucosaminyltransferase activity
Source: RefSeq, a predicted model, not a curated record
CCGGUAUAAGGUUUCCGGUGUUAUGGCGACCACCGGCAACAUCAUCGCUUCAGUCUGAACAAUAGCAGGCUGUACAUUAAGAAUGAUGUGAAGAGAGAGGCGGCUAUCUCACAUGUCUGUGUUAUUCUGACUAUGCUGCUCUUUGUAGCGCUGAUCCUAGUUUUUUCUUUCACUGUGGUCACCACUGAGAAGGCUGAGAUCACCACCCGCAAACCAUCAGCACCGCUGCUCAACUACAGCAGGAUCUCCCUGCUGCCAGAGCACGUACCCUACUUCCUCUACAACAACAAGAGGAUCGCCAAGCAAUGCCUCCUGGACCCACUGUGCCCUUUUAAGGGUGCACUGCAGGAUCUAUCUGCCUGUUGGGGCUACGAGAAGAACUGUGAUCCAAGGAAGCGCUUUAGCUACCCAGUCUGUUCCAAAGCUGAAUCUGGAUGGGCCCAUUCUCUGGAGACAGCACAGGAGCUUUUCUGGAAGCAGGCUGAUUUUGGCUAUGUCAAGGAGCGUCUCUCUGAGCUCAAAACACUUUGCAAGGCCAGCAAGCCAGGGGACUCUUCAUUAAGAUGUAGUAGCCAAACUCGCUUCUGUAAGGCAACUAACCUUUACCUGGACUUGCGUAAGCCGCGCAGAAGUCAUGAGAGGUACAAAGAGGACUUCAUUCAGAAGGGGGAGAUUGGCGGUCGUUGCAGACUGAACAAGCAAGCUCUUGCUGCCGAGGGAGAGCACAAGAGCCCUUUGCAAUCUUGGUAUGCUGAGCUGCAGACAUACACAGAGCUGGACUUUCAUCCUAUAGAGGAUGAACACUGUGACGUUGUCAUUGAAAAACCCACUGUAUUUAUGAAACUGGAUGCUGGGGUGAAUAUGUACCACCAUUUCUGUGACUUUGUCAACCUCUACAUCUCCCAGCACAUUAACAACUCCUUCAGCUCAGAUAUCAACAUCAUCAUGUGGGACACGAGUUUUUAUGGUUAUGGAGAUCUGUUCGGUGAAACAUGGAGGGCCUUCUCAGAGUAUGACAUCAUCCACCUGAAGACCUAUGACUCGAAAAGAGUGUGUUUCAAAGAUGCCUUUUUCUCCCUCCUCCCAAGAAUGAGAUACGGCCUCUUUUACAACACUCCUCUUAUCUCCGACUGCUACAGUGAAGGGAUGUUCAGGGCGUUCUCCCAGCAUGUCCUUCAUCGACUGAACAUACUGCAGGACGGGCCAAAGGAGGGGCGUGUUCGUGUCACCCUGCUGGCACGCAGCACAGAAUACAGAAGGAUAUUAAACCAAGUGGAGCUAGUAAAUGCCCUCAAGACUGUACCUUUACUGGAGGUCAACGUGGUGGACUACAAAUACAAGGAUGUUCCCUUCUUGGUGCAGUUGAGGAUCACCCACAACUCAGAUAUCUUUAUAGGGAUGCACGGGGCUGGUCUCACACACCUUCUCUUCCUCCCUGACUGGGCUGUCAUUUUUGAGCUAUAUAAUUGUCAGGAUGAGAGCUGCUAUCGAGAUUUGGCUCGGCUGCGGGGCAUUCGAUACGUGACUUGGCAGAAAAUGGACAAAGUGCUCCCACAGGACAAGGGUCACCAUCCAACCCUCGGGGACCAUCCAAAGUUUACCAACUACUCCUUUGAUGUGGGGGAGUUCAUGCACCUUGUGCUGGAGGCAGCUGAUUAUGUUACACACCAUCCCAAAUGGCAGCGUCAUACCGUUCAUGAUGAACUCUAGAGUCUCUGUGAGUGUGGGACAAACAUCUGGCUGCUGAACAACUUUUAACAUCUUCAUAAUGGCAGCGUCAUUUUUAAAGAAUUUUUAAAAGUUACCUCAGUAUUUGUUACCUCCUGUCCGUUUCGUUGAUAGGCCUGGAUGAGUAAAAGCAAUGUGGUCAAAAAUUCUGGUUUGUAUAGCCUCCACCAGCUCUAUUAGUGUCAAAUCAGUUAAAGGAGGGGUGCCCUGGUAGCUCACCUUGUAGAGCGUGCACUCCAUGAACCAAGGUUUAGUCAUUACCUGAGUGUCCCUGGGUUCAAAUUUAACCUGUGGCUGUUUGCUGCAUGUCUCUCUCUCACACUUUCUUGUCUACACCUGUCCUGUCCAUUAAAGGCCAAAAUUCCCUAAAAAGAAUCUUAUAUAUAAUAUAUAUUAGUUAACGGACCAGAUGUGUGCAGUUGCAGCAUCUGGCGAGCAUUGUGUCCUAUGUUUCUUCAUUACAUCCGCUGCUUCUACUUCAUUCCACGCUGAAAAAGUUAGCUAAUGAGCAGCUGUUACGGUGUCCCUUCACAUGCGACAUCUGGUCCCAUUUGAUCAGUGUCGUCUUGAUGCGAGCCUCCUUAAAGCUGACAAUCACAUCAGAGUAUGUGAGCAUAUCCAGCAUACACCAAUCCAGGACUGUAGUACUCAAGUCUGGUCUUGGACUCGAGUCAGGACUAGUGACGUUUUUUCUAUGGUGUCGGACUCGUUGGACUUGGACUUGUCUCAGUCUCUGCCACUGGUCUUGCCAAAUAUGGCUUUUGGUCUCGACCGAAUCCAGGUGUCUUUAUUUGGAAAGUGAAACACUGGCCACCUGAUAACCAAUGCCACACUAGAUUGUCUUGAUACUGUCAUGCAUAAGACUUUUUCUUUUUCUGUCCAGUACUCAGUCUUGACUUGGAUUCAACUAGUCGUGGUAUUGGACUUGGUCUUGGCCUCAACAAAGGUAGUCUUGACUA